Molecule: messenger RNA, 1596 nt
Organism: Mycetomoellerius zeteki
Lineage: Eukaryota; Metazoa; Arthropoda; Insecta; Hymenoptera; Formicidae
Product: ectonucleotide pyrophosphatase/phosphodiesterase family member 5
Exons: 7
Coding region: 218-1543 (441 amino acids)
Source: RefSeq, a predicted model, not a curated record
ACCAGUUUCACGCAGUUCACGCCAGUUUACGCUGCUUGCGAAAAUUGGAGCACACUUGGCAACACUUGGCGCACCGCGCAUUUGGCUCGGCGUCGUCCGAUAUAUCCGAUAGGUUAUAAAUGCAGCCAUGAGCGGUGCCUUCCUGAUCGUUUUCGCGAUUAUGGGAUGAUAAUUUGCACCUUCCCAUGUUCUCGAGAAUCGCCGUGGUUGCGUCACCAUGAUCUCUGCAGCCCCAUUUGUUUCGCUGUUUCUCUUGCUGAACGCCUGGGCGACUCCCGUGCCAGAAGUUCCAAAACUACUCAUCGUCUCCUACGAUGCGUUCAGAUAUGAUUACUUCGAGAGAAAGCUGACACCGUUCAUGAGCCAGCUAAAGGCGCAGGGUACUUCCACUGAUUACAUGAUAAACAUUUUUGUCACUAAGACCUUUCCAAAUCAUCACACGAUGGCAACGGGAUUUUAUGCAGAAACACAUGGGGUUGUAGAUAAUGAAUUUUUUGAUUCUAGCAAAAAUAAUACUACUAAGUAUUCAUACGAGUUAUAUCAUUACAACAACAAUAUCUUACCUAUUUGGACUGUUAACGAAAAAAGUGGCAGACAUAGUGGCACAAUGAUGUGGCCGGGCUCUGUGUUCGAAUAUCAAGGAACAUUACCUACUUUCGCACAAGCUUUUAAUGAUACAAUUCCAUGGGAGAAGCGGAUUGAUGAAUUAUUAUCGUGGUUUGUACAUCCUACAAAUCCAAUAAACUUAGGGAUAUUGUAUAUCGAGGACCCAGAUUAUCAUGGUCACGCCAUAGGAAUAAACAGUCCUGAAUUUAAUGAAAUUCUCCAAAAAUUGGAUAAUAUUACCAAAUAUAUGCACAAUAAAAUUGAUCAUUACGGCUUGGCAGAUGCCCUUAAUGUGAUUCACUUAAGCGAUCAUGGUAUGGCAUCGGUUACGAUGGAAAGAAUAAUAAAUUUGACUAAAGAAGAGAUUAUUUAUCAGAAUUUGAAGUUUGCCGCAGAUCAAACGAAAACAUUCAAAAUAUAUAGAAGAGAAGAUAUCCCGAAAAAGUAUCAUUAUGGCAAUAAUACUCGUGUGGGACCCAUUUUUGUCAUAGCUGAAGUUGGAUACGCAUUUCAAAACCUUUAUGAUGCUAUAGAAUUUUAUAAACAAAAAUUUAAUAUCACAGUGGACAAUCGGACAGAAUUUGGGCUGCAUGGUUAUAAUAAUGAAGCUAAAGAAAUGCAUCCAUUCUUCUUUGCGAAUGGACCUGCUUUUAUGCCAAGAUGUAAAUUAGAGCCGUUUAACAAUACGGAUCUAUUUCCCUUGUUUUGUAAAAUACUCAAUUUGAAUUGCCCCAUAGUUAAUGGUACUUUAUCUCACAUAACAAAGUGCCUUAGGACACAAUCGAAAGAUGUAUCAAUAUCUACAUAUAAAAUGUUCAUUGCAGUUAUCAUAACCACUACAUUAAUAGGAAUCUCAGUAGUGGCGACAAUAAUUUAUAGGAAAAAACGAAGAUUAGUAUAUAAUUAUAGGGAUUCAUAUUAUACGCUGGGCGAAUAAGACAUUACAAUUGAUUAUAUUACAAUUGAUUAAUAAACAUGAUAUUAUUUACA